AUGAGUGGCAAGAUGAUGAUUUACAAGCUCGUCGUGUUGGGAGAUGGUGGUGUGGGCAAGACCGCAUUGACCAUCCAGCUCUGUCUCAAUCACUUUGUCGAGACGUACGAUCCAACAAUCGAGGACUCGUAUCGCAAGCAGACCGUGAUCGACGACCAGCCAUGCAUGCUCGAGGUCCUCGACACCGCAGGACAAGAGGAGUACACCGCGCUCAGAGAUCAGUGGAUCCGCGAAGGCGAGGGCUUCCUCCUCGUCUACUCCAUCUCGGCGAGAGCCACGUUUGAGCGCGUCGAGCGCUUCCGCAGCCAGAUCUCGCGCGUCAAGGACCAGGAGCCACAUACGGUGCCCAUCAUGCUCGUCGGCAACAAGUGCGACAAGGUCAACGAGAGGGAGGUAUCCAGGGAAGAGGGGCAGGCGCUCGCGCAACGCCUCGGCUGCAAAUUCAUCGAGUCGAGCGCAAAGACGUGCGUCAACGUCGAGCGCGCCUACUACACUGUCGUGCGCAUGAUCCGCGAACAGCGCGAGGGCACCACACCACACAAGAAGGAGAAAAAGAAAUCGCGUUGCAACAUCCUCUGA
Messenger RNA from Moesziomyces antarcticus, 579 nucleotides. Its product is annotated as GTPase NRas precursor. Gene Ontology annotation, molecular function: GTP binding; GTPase activity; GDP binding. Gene Ontology annotation, biological process: signal transduction. Bases 1 to 579 code for a protein of 192 amino acids. The record is from RefSeq and is a predicted model, not a curated record. Gene Ontology annotation, cellular component: plasma membrane. NCBI's taxonomy places the organism in Eukaryota, Fungi, Basidiomycota, Ustilaginomycetes, Ustilaginales, Ustilaginaceae. The transcript has a single exon.